Eptesicus fuscus (big brown bat) is the source of this 1469-nucleotide messenger RNA. RefSeq names its product E3 ubiquitin-protein ligase TRIM50. The record is from RefSeq and is a predicted model, not a curated record. The transcript has 6 exons. Bases 1 to 1464 code for a protein of 487 amino acids. Gene Ontology annotation, molecular function: protein binding; zinc ion binding. Lineage: Eukaryota; Metazoa; Chordata; Mammalia; Chiroptera; Vespertilionidae.
AUGGCGAGGCUGGUGAGCACGACGGAGCUGGAGGACCGCCUUCAGUGCCCCAUCUGCCUCGAGGUCUUCAAGGAGCCCCUAAUGCUGCAGUGCGGCCACUCCUACUGCAAAGGCUGCUUGCUGUCCCUGCUCUGCCACCUGGACUCCGAGCUGCGUUGCCCUGUGUGCCGGCAGGAGGUGGACGGCAGCAGCUCCCCGCCUAACCUCUCCCUGGCGCGGGUGAUCGAAGCCCUGGGACUCCCGCGGGACCCGGAGCCCAAGAUCUGCGCGCACCACCGGAACCCGCUCAGCCUCUUCUGCGAGAAGGACCAGGAGCUCAUCUGCGGCCUCUGCGGCCUGCUGGGCUCCCACCAGCACCACCGCGUCACGCCGGUCUCCACCGUCUACAGUCGCAUGAAGGAGGAGCUUGCAACCCUCAUCUCUGACCUGAAGCAGGAGCAGAAGAAGGUGGAUGAGCAUAUCGGCAAGCUGGUGAACAAUAGGACCCGGAUUGUUAAUGAAUCCGAUGUCUUCAGCUGGGUGAUUCGCCGUGAAUUCCAGGAGUUGCACCACCUAGUGGACGAGGAGAAGGCCCGCUGCCUGGAAGGGGUGGAAGGUCACACCCGUGGCCUCGUAGCCUCCCUGGACAUGCAGCUGGAGCAGGCCCACAGUACACGGGAGCGGCUAGUCCAAGCCAAGUGUGUGCUGGAGCAGUUUGGUAAUGAGAAUCACCAUGACUUCAUCCGGAAGUACCACUCCAUGGCCUCCAGAGCAGAGCUCCAGCCGGCCCGACCUUUGGAAAGCACGUUCAACCCCAUCUCCUUCAAACCAGGCCUCCACCAGGCUGACAUCAAGCUGACUGUGUGGAAAAGGCUCUUCCGCAAGGUUCUGCCAGCCCCGGAGUCUCUCAAGCUGGAUCCCACCACAGCCCACCCACUCCUGGAACUCUCCAAGGGCAACACAGUGGUGCAGUGUGGGCUCCUGGCCCAGCGGUGCGCCAGCCAGCCUGAGCGCUUUGACUAUAGCACUUGUGUCCUGGCCAGCCGGGGCUUCUCCUGUGGCCGCCACUACUGGGAGGUGGUGGUGGGCAUCAAGAGCGACUGGCGCCUGGGCGUCAUCAAGGGCACAGCCAGUCGCAAGGGCAAGCUGAGCAAGUCCCCAGAGCAUGGCCUGUGGCUCAUUGGCUUGAAGGAGGGCCGGGUGUAUGAGGCUUUUGGCUGCCCGAGGGUGCCCCUGCCCGUGGCCGGACACCCCCACCGCAUUGGCGUCUAUUUGCAUUAUGAGCAGGGAGAGCUCACCUUCUUCGACGCUGACCGCCCAGAUGACCUGCGACCACUCUACACAUUCCAGGCUGACUUCCAGGGCAAGCUCUAUCCCAUCCUGGACACAUGCUGGCAUGAAAGGGGCAGCAACUCACUGCCCAUGGUGCUGCCCCCACCCAGCGGGCCCAGUCAUCUCAGUUCUCCACAGCCCACCAAGCUGUAGGGGUG